AUGCCUUCUUCUUCUUCAUCAUCAUCAUCAUCACCUUCAAUUCAUGUUGUUUCCAAAUUCACAGUUUAUCCAGAAUCCAAAUCCAACUUAAAGUCUUUAAAGCUCUCUGUUUCUGAUCUUCCCAUGCUUUCCUGUCAGUAUAUCCAGAAAGGUGUUCUGCUUUCCCAGCCUCCCUUUGAAUCCGCCGCUCUCAUUUAUCUCCUCAAGAAUUCCCUCUCCAAAACUCUCUCCCACUUCCCUGCCCUCGCCGGCCGGCUCCAAACUGAUUCCGAUGGCCACGUCCACAUCCUCUGUAACGAUGCCGGCGUUCUGUUCGUUCAUGCAAAAUCCGAUAUCGUCACUGCGCAUUCCGAUGAUCAAGGUGCUGAUGAUGAUAUCCCAGCCUACUUCCGGAAAUUCUUUCAGUUCGACAACACCCUUAGUUAUGCUGGCCAUUCUAAGCCUAUUGUGGCGGUACAGGUGACGGAGCUCCGCGACGGAGUUUUCAUCGGAUGCACCGUCAACCACGCGGUGGUGGAUGGCACAUCUUUCUGGAACUUCUUUAAUACAUUUGCUGAAGUUUGUAAAUUGAAAGGGCCUAAGAAGAUCUCCAAGUCCCCUGACUUUUCCCGCGAUACAGUCUUCAAUUCUCCGGCGGUUCUUCAAUUUCCAGCCGGAGGUCCGUCGGCGACUUUUUCAGGCGAUGAGCCGCUGCGUGAGAAGAUCUUCCAUUUCAGCCGGGAAUCCAUUUUGAAGCUCAAGCUAAGGGCCAACGAUAAGCAGCCAGAGAUUAGCGGGAAAAUACGUAACGACAAUUGGGCGGCGGCCAACGGGAAACCCAACGGAAAGAUAGCGCCGGUGACCGAAUUCCGGUCGGAGAAGAAACCGACGGACGAGAUCUCAUCGUUUCAAUCGCUCAGCGCGCAGCUGUGGAGAUCAGUGACGCGCGCCAGGAACUUGGAACAGAACAAAACGACGACGUUCAGGAUGGCGGUGAACUGCAGGCACCGGGUCGACCCGAGGCUCCACCCGCUAUACUUCGGGAACGCGAUACAAAGCAUUCCGACCGUCGCUUCUGCCGGAGAGCUGCUGUCGAACGAUCUGAGGUGGGGCGCAUAUCGGCUACACCGGAAUGUGGUGGCCCACGAUGACGCCACGGUUCGCCGGGGAAUCAAGGAUUGGGAGAGUAACCCGAGGCUGUUCCCGUUGGGAAACUUUGACGGAGCGAUGAUCACUAUGGGAAGCUCUCCGAGGUUUCCGAUGUACGACAAUGAUUUCGGGUGGGGCCGACCGGUUGCGGUGAGGAGUGGCCGGGCCAAUAAAUUCGACGGCAAGAUUUCUGCAUUUCCGGGGAGUGAAGGAAAUGGGAGCGUCGAUCUUGAAGUUGUCUUAGCACCGGAGACGAUGGCUGCCCUGGAAAAGGAUAUGGAAUUCAUGCAGUAUGUUUCAUCAUGA
Molecule: messenger RNA, 1434 nt
Organism: Oldenlandia corymbosa var. corymbosa
Lineage: Eukaryota; Viridiplantae; Streptophyta; Magnoliopsida; Gentianales; Rubiaceae
Source: the annotation of a GenBank genome assembly